Messenger RNA from Penicillium olsonii, 3615 nucleotides. Lineage: Eukaryota; Fungi; Ascomycota; Eurotiomycetes; Eurotiales; Aspergillaceae. The record is from the annotation of a GenBank genome assembly.
AUGUCACGCGCGUCGGCCGGAUUUGCAGACUUCUUUCCCACCGCGCCAUCGGUGCUACAGCAAAAGCGCUACAAGACGGCCCAGGAUCGCCGGAAAACACAGGUGGAUGAACUCCCCGGACCCCCCCAAGGGGCAGUGCCGACCAAAGCAUCAGGGAACGCGGAGAGACCGGACAUGACAGAUGGGAGGGGACCUCCCACGCCCACAGCCCAACAGGAACCUGAAUUGACCAUCGGCACUCCGGCGCAAAACACAGAAGCCACGCUACCGCCACCUGCCAAUCCCCUUCUAUCCCAAAUCGAGACUCUGACGCCACUCACCCAGGCGGAAGCCUCGCCGCCGUGCAAGGUCAGCCCGGCGCAGGCAAACCUGGCAGGCGAAGCGGCCACAGUCCCCGCCAAACCCGAACGGGGACCCCCCAAAACUUCCAUCACCCCCAUUAACACCCCGCCCACGCCGCAGUCGCAAUCCCGCAAUCCCGAGCCGAGCGUCAUCGGUUGCAAGGUGGUGUAUGACCCUGAUCUGGAUAAGCGAACGCCAUCGAAAGAAAAGCGGAAGCUGGAGUACGUCGACAUCGCGAGCAGCAAUCAAGGCGACAAACCGGUCGAUCCGCGUCUUGCGAUCCCACAUUACACCCGAGGGUCCGGUUGCAAGCAGAAAACCAAAUACCGCCCGGCGCCGUACACGCUGAAACCAUGGGCCUACGAUGUGACCACCAGCAUCGGCCCCGGUCCCCCCGUACAAGUAGUGAUCACCGGGUUCGACCCGUUGACCCCAAUCGCACCGAUCAGCGCGCUGUUUGCGAGCUUUGGGGAAGUGGCUGAGAUCAAAAACCGCACCGACCCCAUCACAGGGCGAUUUCUCGGGAUCUGCUCCGUCAAAUACAAAGAUAGCACCCCCAGCCGCGGGGGCGGGUCGGUGUCUGCGACCAGCGCGGCCCGACGGGCCUACUUCGAAUGUAAAAAGGAACAGCGCAUUGGGACCCGUCGGAUCAGGGUCGAGCUGGACCGGGACGGCAUUAUCUCGGAUCGAAUGACUACCAAAGCCGUAGAGUCCCAACGACUGGCAUCAAAGAGCAAUCCGCCCCCGGCCAGCAAUCCGACGGCAAACGAACCCCUCAAGAAAAGCGAGCCACCGCCCACCGCGCCCAAGGGCCCUUCCGGUCGACCAUCGAUCCGCCCUGGUGUCGCCAUUCCAGACGGGCCCAGGGCCGCAGCUCGACCCUCUGCGGUUCAAUCCUUGGUGGAAGAGACUGCGAUUCUCAGUCAAAUCAAGCGCGACCCCUACAUCUUCAUUGCCCACUGCUACGUCCCAGUCCUCAGCACGACCGUUCCGCAUCUCAGGAAGAGACUGCGACUCUUUGCAUACAAAUACAUCCGUUGCGACAAGACCGGUUACUACAUCAUAUUCGAGAACUCGCGCCGAGGCGAGGAGGAGACCGAACGAUGCCAUCGAUUAUGCCAUAUGCAGCCUUUGUUCACGUACAUCAUGAACAUGGAAAGCCAGCCAUACGGAAAUCCGAAUUACGAGCGAAGCCCAAGCCCUGAGCGUCUGCGCGCGGAACGACGAGACAAGGCAGCGAAGGACCGGACCAAAAGGGAAGCUGACUUGGAUGUCGAGGAGGAAAAGAAACAGCGCGCGCUGGACUUGGAUCCCUGCCGGGAGGUGCUGUCCAUCAUCAUUCGUGAUCUGAGGGACAAACUGCUCGAGGACGUCAAGUCGCGGAUCGCUGCUCCGGCCCUCUAUGACUAUUUAGAGCCGAGCAAACAUGUGGCCAAACGGGAGAGGCUAGGGAUUGCGGAUCCGGAGGGAACCAAGCGGCCCGUCUUCCGGAUUGAUAGCACACUCGGUACUCCCGACCCGCGGGCAGAUUUCCCCGCCGGGCGAGAUCCUUCCCAAUCCUCGGGCCUCAACGUCCUUGCUCUUCCUCGUAUCCGAAAAGCCCAUGGGCUCGACCGUGCAGGUGCUGCCUUUUUGGAUGAACGGCGCAGGCAACCACUGCGGAAAAAAGAAGUCCGUCCUUUAUAUCAUCGCCUUCAACAGUUGCACGACGAUGAGGACUCGGACGACGAGCAGCAUACACCUGUUGCUCAGGAUACCGAUGAGCGCGAUAGCAGACCCUUGAGUCGCGCAAGUUCGACUUCAUCUGAGUUCGGACGAGACCGCGGGUAUCAAUCAGAUGAUCUACGCUCAUCGCAAGAAAGUGACGAGCAUGUCCCGGCCACCGACGAGGCCCCUCAUGGCCUUCCCAGCGGCGUGGGACGAGACCUGUCACCCAGAUCCCACAAGCGAAAGCGGUUGGCCGAAGAUCUGGAGGCCCGGAAAAGGCAGCGACAGGAAGAUGAGCUGUUCGGUCUUGACUCCCAAACUGCCGAUGGGGAUGAGGAAGAGCACAUUCUUGAAGUUCCUGGACCGGUUGCCGACGACCAAGUUGCAGCGGAUCACGUCAAAUUACCGACGCACGAUCAAUCCGAAGACCGAGAGGGCUCGGUCGAGGACUCGGAUGACGAUGCCUCUGUCGAUGAACCCAUCGAUGAACCGAGAACCGAGAUUGAAUGGGGCGUGUCCAGGGGUGAGCCUCGUGCCACUGUGGAAGAUGACGAAAGUAUCGUCCUUGAUUUGGACGGCUGGCAACACUUGAUCAAAGAUGAUGAAGACCUGCGAUUCCUUCGCGAGGUUCUAUUGGAUCAGUCAGGAUCCAACAUUGGCAGUCUGGGGGCAUGGGGUUGGAAGCAGAAAGAGAUCAAAGCUCUCAAUGGAUUGGAAACAGGCACUACCGCACAUCCCAUCAGCAUCACGGGCUACUAUGUGCCCAACGUCACGGGGGCUGCCCGGACGGAAGGCCGAAAAAGAAUCAUGGAGGCAGAAAAGUCCAAGUACCUCCCUCAUCGGAUCAAGGUCCAAAAGGCCCGUGAGGAGCGUGAGGCCAAUUCCACGGCAGAUCCCCAGGCCGCUGCGGCUGAGGCUGCCCGGAUCGCUGCCGCCAAAACCAUCUCGAAGUCGACUUCCCGGUCGACGCGAGUCAAUAAUCGACGACUCAUUGCCGACAUCAAUGCCCAGAAGCAAGCACUUCCCACUGCAAAUGGUGAGGGAGAUGUUCUGCGUUUCAAUCAGCUCAAAAAGCGCAAGAAGCCUGUGCGCUUUGCUCGCUCCGCCAUUCACAACUGGGGGCUGUAUGCCGAAGAGAACAUCACCGCCAAUGAUAUGAUUAUUGAGUACGUGGGCGAGAAAGUACGCCAGCAAGUUGCCGAUAUGAGAGAAAGACGGUACUUGAAGAGUGGAAUUGGUAGCAGUUAUCUAUUCCGAAUUGACGAGAACACCGUCAUCGAUGCCACUAAGAGAGGCGGCAUUGCCCGCUUCAUCAAUCACAGCUGUACUCCCAACUGCACCGCCAAAAUCAUCAAGGUGGACGGCAGCAAACGCAUUGUCAUCUAUGCGCUCAGGGACAUCGAGCGAGGUACGUCUAAGAGUCAUUACAUUCCGGCUGCGCAAUUACUAACCCUGGGUUCAGAUGAGGAGUUGACUUACGAUUACAAGUUCGAGCGAGAAUGGGACAGCGAUGACCGAAUUCCCUGCCUCUGCGGAUCGACGGGUUGCAAGGGUUUCCUCAAUUAA